GGUCUGUCUCUUCGGGGACGUCACUGGAUCGUCAUAGUUAUCAGACCCGGCUUCACGCGGGAGCAAACAAACAUACGAAGUCCUUAACGGAAUCCAUGGGACAAGAGGUUAUCGAAAUCAACGGUCCAUUAAAAGAACUGCCACCAGAUCUGGAAGAAGAACCGUCAGCGGAGAACGACGACGAUAAAGCCACUUCGACCACCAUUCAAGUGGCGACCGCGAAAGAAGUCUCCAAGCAGGUAUUAGACAAUGUCAAACCAGACAUUUUGAAGGAUACAGAGAAAAUCGAUCGACAAAAAGAUGACGAGGAAGCCAGGAUUGAGAAGGAGCUCGCUGAUAUUUAUAAGGAUUCCUUGGAUUAUAAAGGCGACAGCGCUGAAGUCAUCAAAGAAACAACAGACACAAAAUCAACAGAAACGUCUGAGAAGCCAGUUGCUCGAGUUCGGAACAACUUCAAGUUUCAACCUGAUUCGAACAAUCCGCGUGAAGUUGCCAUAUUCAGAACUUCAAUUGAUGACAUUAACUGCAAGAAGAGCAAGCUUAGCGAAAGCGUGACUACGUUGCCAACUUCGGGAUGCAGAAACGCCAUUUCCAAAACCGGAUUUUAUGCAAUUAUGACCUUUAUAUGUGUGUAUUUGUGAAAACAAUUUCGAAUAUUAA
Vanessa atalanta (red admiral) is the source of this 660-nucleotide messenger RNA. RefSeq lists its product as uncharacterized. Lineage: Eukaryota; Metazoa; Arthropoda; Insecta; Lepidoptera; Nymphalidae. The transcript is spliced from 7 exons. The record is from RefSeq and is a predicted model, not a curated record. Bases 96 to 641 code for a protein of 181 amino acids.